Morchella importuna is the source of this 201-nucleotide messenger RNA. RefSeq lists its product as uncharacterized. The transcript is spliced from 6 exons. Bases 1 to 201 code for a protein of 66 amino acids. NCBI's taxonomy places the organism in Eukaryota, Fungi, Ascomycota, Pezizomycetes, Pezizales, Morchellaceae. The record is from RefSeq and is a predicted model, not a curated record.
AUGGAACAGAAAGUGGUGCUAAGACGUUGGAAAACCCAGAGCCUCUGCCAUAUCCAAACGGUGAAAGAUUUAGCUGGCAUAGAAAAGACUGCAAAACAGGAUGCACCCCUAGGCCUUCGAUCCAUAAGGACGAAUAAACGUACCUCUGGCCUCAAAACACUUAAAUCGAGUAGGGAGGCUUCGACGACCGGUUACGCUUGA